GGCCAAAUAUUCCGUAUAGAUUUACACAAAGCGGUGCUGGCCUAGGCUGAGGUCGUAUAUUUUUGUGUUUUUAAAGAACACGGGGCAAACGGUGAUGUGGGCUCUCUCAAUUCAAGAGAGCUCACGGGUGCGUUGGGGUUACGGGUUCACGGGACCUAUUGAGGUUGUAUUUACGAUCCCCGGUUGUGCACCAAUGGACUUUCGGUCUGCGUAACAUUCCCUCGAAUAGUGAAGGAAAACAUCGAGAGGCAAUUACAAGAGUGUAGGAGCCAGGCGAUGCCACCUAAGAAUCGAACGGAGCUUGUAGGAGCAUUGAGUAGCAUCCUGCGACCGCUGCUGUGACUAGCGAGGUUUCGAGCACAAGGCACGGGUGGCGGAUUAGGCGUGGGGCGCGUCGUGUGGAGGCGGCGCGCGCGCGGGCGGCGCGAUGACGCGGCGCGUGCCACCAUGACGCUGCCGCCGCCCGCGCGCCCCGCGCAAAUUCCCGCCGCGCACCGCGCGAUGCGCUACUACCGCAUUUGGAUUUACGCUUGCAACGGGGCACUGCUGCUGGGAGCCCUCGCCUUCUGCGCUGCCGCCGGCCGGGCGUUAGCCGACUACCGCCGUGGGCUUGUCCCAGGCCUCGGUGCUGCGCAACCGGGCUUCCUCUACGGCUACGCAGCGUUGCCUGUUCAAGCCGGCUUGCUUCAGCUGCUCGGCUGCCUAGCAGCUUUACGCCUCUCGGAACGCAUGCUGAACGCCUACUGGCUCGCACUUCUGGCUCUGCUGGUAGGCGACGCUGCCAUCGGGGUUUAUUGGGUGUUCCGUUUUGAGCGCGUCUGUCGAGAGCUACGACCGCAGCUGCGAAUCAGGCUCGCGAAGGACUACGACAACGACGUGGAUUUCUCGGAAGCUUGGGACCGCCUGCAGCGAGAGCAAAGUUGCUGCGGCGUCACGGGUCCCUCAGAUUUUGCAACGUUCAAUCGGACCAUUCUGCCACCAAGCUGCUGUCGAAUACCAGCAAAUACGCCAGCAGUCACCCCGGUUACAUUUUCCACGCCAGCUAGUUCACCGGUCUCCUUUACCCCAGUUCAUUGUAUACCACAUACAGCCGCUUGCGCCGAAAGGUUACUCAAUUGGCUCAGAAAAACAGCUGACGCGCUAUUCGUUUUAGGCUAUUGUGUUAUUGCAUUCUUAAAAUUUUGUUUCCUCGGAAUUCUUAGAUGCGAAAUCAAAGAAAUGAUUCAGAAAAUUAGGAUACUUCGCAGCGAAAUGGGUGCCGACGAGCUUUUAGACAGUAGCCCAUUACACGGGGGACCUCUGUCUCAAACCAUAGUUGUGAAUGCUGUAAACGCGAACGGAGGGGUUCGUACACACGGUGGAAGUCCAGAAAGAGCAAGUGAACGCGAGGCUUUGCUAGGCAGGGCUUCGGAACCGUGUUCGAGACGCAGCAUACACGAGGACUCCUUAGGACCGAAAACCGUGAACGGCAACAACAACUGCGAGAUGCGUGAGCUGGCGCGUGGCGACUACAGGCCCUUGGCAGCGGACAGUGCUGCAACCAGAAUCUGACUAAGAUGUUACCUGGAGCGGUUGUUUGGGCGGCGGUGGCGGUCGUUCCCCGCUGCAGGGUUCGAGAUGGACCUGCCCCGGGCGCGCAGCGUUCCCACGUGCGCACACCGCUCAGCCGGUAGAGUUCGUCUCGACCACCGUCGUCACACGCGCUCCGAGUUUGAACUAUAAACGGUGCCACUACAUUCAAUAGUUCCAAUGUUGUUUAUUGUGGUUAUGUGUUAUCUAGAAUACAGACUACAUGAUGUUUUGA
Pieris brassicae (large cabbage white) is the source of this 1804-nucleotide messenger RNA. Its product is annotated as CD63 antigen-like. The record is from RefSeq and is a predicted model, not a curated record. Gene Ontology annotation, cellular component: membrane. The transcript is spliced from 4 exons. Lineage: Eukaryota; Metazoa; Arthropoda; Insecta; Lepidoptera; Pieridae. Bases 448 to 1551 code for a protein of 367 amino acids.